This is a messenger RNA of Cryptococcus wingfieldii CBS 7118, 2346 nucleotides long. Its product is annotated as IQ domain-containing GTPase activating protein. Bases 1 to 2346 code for a protein of 781 amino acids. Gene Ontology annotation, cellular component: cell cortex. The record is from RefSeq and is a predicted model, not a curated record. The transcript is spliced from 9 exons. Gene Ontology annotation, biological process: regulation of actin cytoskeleton organization; regulation of GTPase activity. Gene Ontology annotation, molecular function: GTPase activator activity; protein binding. Lineage: Eukaryota; Fungi; Basidiomycota; Tremellomycetes; Tremellales; Cryptococcaceae.
AUGACAAUGGCCACCCCGGCCACGCCUUCCACCUCCACCCACUCCCCCUCCGCCUCUGUGCACUCGCAUCUCUCCCGCCGCCUCACCAACAGAAUGACCAACCGUUACUCUGUCAACGCCAUGUACUCUCUCGCCGCCGAGCAGGAUAUCGAGCUUGAAGACGAGCUUUCCCGAGCGCAAAAGAAGCUGCGAGACCUCAAGUCCAGGAUCUCGUCCCAGUCGAAAAAGAACUUUGUGCUGGAGAGGGACGUGCGAUAUCUCGAUUCGAGGAUUGCGCUCCUGAUCCAAAACAGGAUGGCUGCGGAUGAAAAGAGGCAGGUGGCAGAGACGUUGGAGGAUGUGGAUGAGGAUAGCGGGCUGUGGCCGGAUGAGAAGAAGAUGGGGCAGUAUGCCAACUUGUUCUUUUUGUUGCAGAGCGAGCCCAGGCAUAUCGCUAGUCUGUGUAGGCUCGUUAGCCUGUCCGAGAUUGACACCUUGCUUCAGACGGUCAUGUUUACGCUCUAUGGUAAUCAGUACGAGCAGAGGGAAGAGCAUUUGCUGUUGACAAUGUUCCAGAGCGUACUAUCCGCCCAAUUCGAAACGACCACCGAAUUCGGCUCCCUCCUCCGUGCCAACACCCCCGUCUCCAGAAUGAUGACCACCUACACACGGCGUGGACCCGGUCAGAGCUACCUCAAAGGCGUAUUGGCGGACAGGAUCAACAGUCUCAUCGAGCACAAGGAUUUGAACCUAGAGAUUAACCCUCUCAAAGUGUAUGAACAGAUGAUCCAGCAGAUUGAGGAAGAUACCGGCAGGCUGCCGCCCUCUCUACCCCGAGGCGUACCGCCAGAAGUCGCGGCUGCCAACUCGGACGUACAAGCCAUCAUCAUCCCUCGCAUCACCAUGCUUAUGGAAAUCGCCAACUCGUUCCUGUCGACUAUUAUCGACAGUCUUGAUUCGGUGCCGUAUGGGAUUAGGUGGAUCUGCAAACAGAUCAGGAGCUUGACGAGAAGAAAGUAUCCGGAUGCUACGGAUGCGAGUAUUUGCUCGCUUAUUGGUGGAUUCUUCUUUCUUCGAUUCAUCAACCCGGCCAUCGUCACUCCGCAGGCAUACAUGCUUGUCGACGGCGUCCCUGCCAAACACCCCCGUCGAACGUUGACUCUGAUCGCAAAGAUGCUGCAAAACCUGGCAAACAAACCGAGUUAUGCGAAAGAGCAGUAUAUGAUGUCGCUCAACCCGUUUGUGGAGAACAACAAGGCGAGGAUGAACCAGUUUUUGAAUGCUCUGUGUGAGGUUGGAGACUUUUAUGAGUCUCUCGAGUUGGACCAAUAUAUGGCACUGUCAAAGAAGGACCUGCAAAUCAACAUUACCUUGAAUGAGCUGUACAACACGCAUUCGUUGUUGAUGCAACAUAUGGACGUCCUGUCUCCAAACGACAAACACCACCUCCGCAUCCUACUCGACGAACUCGGCGCCGCCCCCGCCCAAGUGCCGCGUAAAGAAAACCGCUCCAUCGAGCUCCCCCUCUACUCGCGCUGGGAAACCCCCAUCCAAGACUUGUCCACCUCCCUCAUGUCGGAUUCCGUCACGCAAAACGACAUCAACUAUAUGGAGACGAAGUCCAUCUUUGUGCAGCUGCUUCGUUCGAUGCCGACUAUAGCGGACAAGAGGCCAAUCAACUUGGGCGCGCUGGCGGAGAAGGCGGCUACGAGUAAAGACCCGGUGCUCGUCCGACGGGGGAUCAAAGUUCAAGCGCUGCUUACAGAGCUGGAUGCUGCUGGGGUAAUCGAUCGCGCGGACGAGUACAAGCUCAUGCAAGAUGAGGUCUCUGCCGAGAUGGUGCACCUGGGGAAUGCCAGAGAGAAAGUCGUGCUCGAAGCGCGGUCUUUGGAGUCAGUCUACAAGACGAUCUGCGAUCACAACAAUUACCUGAGGGGGCAGUUGGAGCAGUACAAGGCGUAUUUGCAGAAUGUGAGGUUGACGAGUAGUAAGGAUAAGGGCGCGACGGGGGUGGGAGUGGUGACGGUGAAUGGAAAGGAGAAGAAGCAGGUGGAUAAGAAGAUGUUGGGGCCGUACAUGUUUAAGCAUAGGGAGUUUGAGAAGGAGGGGAUUAUCAUGGAGAGUAAUGUCCCGGAGAAUCGACGGAUGAACAUUUACUUUAUGAUCACCUCCCCCGCUCCCGGCACAUUCAUCAUCGCCCUCCAUUUCAAAGGACGCGACAAGCCGAUAUUGGAGAUGGAUCUCAAGAUUGAUGAUUUGCUGGAAAAGCAAAAAGAUCAGCAGGCCAUGUUGGAUCUGGAGUAUGUGCAGCUGAAUGUGCCGAAAGUGUUGGCGCUGUUCAACAAGCUUUUUUCAAAGAAGCGAUAA